AUAAAAACAAAAUCUCCCAAUCAUUAUACAUACAACGAAUUCACUAUAGUCUAUACAUAUCAUUAUACAUGAUAGAUGCUAACAAUCUCUCGACAUACUAGAUAUCCAUUGAUCCUUUCUCUUUCUCCACUUCCUUCCGGAGAAUCGUUCAAAUUCAAAAUUACAGAAAUUUUCAGGGAAAAAGAGAGAGAUUGGAGAAGAAGAUUGAAAAGGAAGAAAAAUUCCAAUAUUUUAUCACCUUAUCUUCUUCUCCAUCUCGAUCAAUAAUAAUUUCCGCCAUUUUUGUGCGUUUUUUUAUUUCCUCCGAUGCUUAACAGCGUCCCAUCGAGCUUAUAUAGCAAUAUUGGUGGACUUUUCCUCUUCUUAAGCGGUGGUGCAACUGCUGGCGCCCAAAAUGGUGGCGGCUCGGCUGUAGCCGUUGCUAUUACUGCCGUUGCUGGUCUCGCCGUUGUCGCUGCCGUUGUUUAUACUCGUAGUGGUAAUGUUAAGUCACCAUGGAGUCGGAAAAGAAUAAAAAACGCCCUUACUCCGGAGCAGUGGAGAAAUUCAUUUCAACCAGAUGGAAAACUUCAUGAUGGUGGAAUAAAUCUUUUGAAAAAAGUUCGAAGUGGAGGUAUUGAUCACAGUGUCAGAGCAGAGGUUUGGCCUUUUCUUCUUGGCGUGUAUGAUCUUGAUAGCACCGAAGAAGAAAGAGAAGCUGUCAGAAAUAGGAACAGAAAGGAGUAUGAAAAACUCAGAAGACAGAGCCGACGACUACUAAGACAAACUGAUGAGAAUUUGAAGCCAAAUAGCAAUGCGAAGAGUGAGAUUACAGAGCCAAGUUCACCUGCUUCAGAAGUGGUUAGUGCUCAUGAGUCCCUCUGUAGUGAAAGGGGAAGUUCAGAUCUUGAGUUCUCAGAAAAUCAUUCUAGUUCGGUAUUGGAUAGGACCAGUAGCUCUCAACAGAUCACAAGUUCUACUUCUGUAGUGUAUGAUUCGUCUGAGGUGGGGUCAUCAGAAGAUGAGCAAUUUUAUGAAAACUCCCCUCUGGUAGAGCAUGAAAAUGAGCACGAUGUGUCUCUAAAGGGAAAUGUUCCCGCAUCAAAGACAAAUAUGCAGUCUAAUGUUUUUCGAUCUGAAGAUUUUGCUACCUGGCAACGUAUAAUCCGUCUUGAUGCUGUUCGGGCCAAUGCAGAAUGGAUAGCUUAUUCCCCUUCUCAGGCUGCAAUAUCAGAAGACCGGGCACGAUGCUGUGCUGAGGCGGUAGGACUCAAAGAUUAUGAUCACCUUGAGCCGUGCAGGGUUUUCCAUGCUGCGCGAUUGGUGGCAAUACUCGAAGCCUAUGCUAUUUAUGACUCUGAAAUUGGUUAUUGUCAAGGUAUGAGCGAUCUACUUUCCCCAAUAAUAUCAGUAAUUGAGGAGGACCAUAUGGCAUUUUGGUGUUUUGUUGGGUUUAUGAAGAAGGCUCGUCAUAACUUCAGGCUAGAUGAAGUGGGAAUUCGUCGACAACUUAAUAUUGUGGCCAAAAUUAUAAAAUACAAAGACUCCCACCUUUAUAGACACUUGGUAAAGCUUCAGGCAGAGGAUUGUUUUUUUGUGUACCGAAUGGUGGUGGUCCUGUUUAGGCGUGAGCUGAAUUUCGAGCAGACUCUCUGUCUGUGGGAAGUGAUGUGGGCUGAUCAGGCUGCACUCAGGUCUGGAGUGGGCAAGACAGCUUGGAGCAGAAUAAGACAACGGGCUCCACCAACCGAAGAUCUGCUGUUGUAUGCCAUUGCUGCUUCUGUUUUGCAGAGAAGAAAACAAUUCAUAGAAAAGUACAAUAGCAUGGAUGAGAUCUUGAGGGAAUGCAAUAACAUGGCUGGACAACUUGAUGUCUGGAAACUCUUAGAUGAUGCACAUCAUCUGGUAAUGACUCUUCAUGAUAAAAUUGAUGCAACCGUUUAAAGGCCUUAGCUCUUCUUUUGUAGCACAUGAUACGGGGCCAUGUUCAAAAAUAUUCGAUGUUGAACAAAUUUUCGGAAGGCCUAAUCUUGUUCAUUCUGGUGUUUGAUUCUUCAUAAUAUCUCGCGAUGGAUAAACAAUAUAUUCAAAUUAUCAAGAAAUUUUUUUCCAUUUCACUUGUACUAAAC
Amaranthus tricolor (Joseph's coat) is the source of this 2108-nucleotide messenger RNA. Its product is annotated as rab GTPase-activating protein 22-like. Gene Ontology annotation, biological process: activation of GTPase activity. Gene Ontology annotation, molecular function: GTPase activator activity. Bases 307 to 1923 code for a protein of 538 amino acids. NCBI's taxonomy places the organism in Eukaryota, Viridiplantae, Streptophyta, Magnoliopsida, Caryophyllales, Amaranthaceae. The record is from RefSeq and is a predicted model, not a curated record. The transcript has 5 exons.